Messenger RNA from Physella acuta, 2804 nucleotides. RefSeq names its product EF-hand calcium-binding domain-containing protein 4B. The record is from RefSeq and is a predicted model, not a curated record. Lineage: Eukaryota; Metazoa; Mollusca; Gastropoda; Physidae. Gene Ontology annotation, molecular function: GTP binding; calcium ion binding; GTPase activity.
CGUUGGCAAGGUAGAACAAGGUGGGGAUACUAAAGCAGUGGAUACUUUCUCUAUGUACACCGGGCUGAAGAUUGUUAUUGGUGAAAACUUGACCGCUUUUAUAAACAAGAAAACGUAACAAGGAAAAGAUAAGUUCAUUGGAAUAUAGGUCAAGAUGGCGCACUUGAUCAAGGCCAACAGUUAUGAAGAUCUAAUGACCGAACCAAACCAAGACAUGCUGGAUAACAUGCAGGAUAUCAUGGCCCAGAAGGCGGAGGAACUGUUCCGCCUGUGUGACAAAGAAGAAAAAGGUUUCAUCACAAAAAGCGACAUGCAGAGACUCCGAGCAGAACUUCCCGUGUCGCCCGAUCAGCUGGAGAUUGUCUUCGAUUCUUUAGACAACGACGGCAACGGUUACCUGACUUUAGAGGAGUUUACCGAGGGUUUUGGAAGUUUUCUUGGUAUCCGAUCCCCGUCCGUCUCCCGCGAGCACUACGAAGACGAAGAGCACGAGACGACUGUGUUCGAGGGAGAGGCGGGCGUGAAUGACCCAGCCAUGGAAGAGAAACAGUUCAUUGAAAUGCUGGGACAUGUGGGAGCUAACCGCGUUUUCCAAGAUGAGGAUAUUAUCAAGGCCAUGUGGCUCAAACUGCAUCGAGAGGAACCGGAUAUGGCCAGCACUUUCGAGGAGUUUAUUGCCAGGGUGGCUAACGACAUUAAAAAGUCAAAAGGUGACUUCCAGUCUCUUGAGGCGGCCCUACAAAACAAAAACAACGAGCACGAACGCGAGGUGAAGAAACUGUACGAGGAAAUGGAACUUCAGAUCAAACAAGAGCGGGAAAAAAUUUUAGCGGAGGAAAAAGCGAAAGAGAGACAACUGAGGAAUGAACUGGAAGAACAACUCCACGAGAAGGAGAGACAACUCCAGGAGUUUCUAAACAGACAACAAGAGCUGGAGCAGAAGAUGCAGCAGCUGAACAAAAUGGAGAAGCUGACCAAACAAGAGAAUGAGAGACUGCAAAAGGAAAAAGACGAGCUAGAGGAACUCCUCAGCCAAUCACAAGAGAGCUUAGAAGAGUCAAGGUCGUACAUUCAUCAAAUCCAACUGCAACAGAAAGACGAGAAGAAAGAAAGAGCAAGAGCUGCUCUUAUGCUGUCUGAGGGAAUUGCUAUCGAGAGGGAAAGUCUUGUAAAACAGCUAGAUCUACUUAAAGACGUCAAUAAGAGACUUCGAGAUGACAAAGAUGAAGCAGAGGCCACAGAGACAAGGCGGGAUGGGGCAGUUUCACUUGCAGCAGAGGUUGGCGAGGUCGAGGGCAGCAAGUCUGAACCUGUCCAGCCAAAGCCAAGGAAAAAGAUUCGUAAGCAGGGGUCAGUUUUAUCUAAAUACUUCCCAGGGGAAUCCCAGCGGUCGACCGAGCUUGUCUCGGUUGACUUAGACAUGGAGGAACUAGAUACAGUGAUUGAUGAUGAUGUCGAUGAUGUUGAUGUAGACGAGCUACAGGAUGCCAAUGUUUUUAUACCGGAGAUCUAUGAAAAUGAGGUGGAAGAAGAUGAUGCAGAAGUAGAACCUCAUCGACAUCAUCAUCAAGGCUUAGAACUAGAGGGGCCGAAUGGGGAGGUUAAGAAAAAAAAUCGGGGCAAAAUAAGAGUUCGCAGUUUGAAAAGAUCACAGCCAGUUGGAGCAGAUUCAUAUAUAGGGGAACACAUACCCAAGCCACAGCGUUUAUUUAAAGUUGUAUUUAUUGGGGAUUCUGGUGUUGGUAAAAGUACCUUCAUUCAUCGCUUUUGUCACCAAGAGUUUAGGAGCAACUUUCAAGCCACUAUAGGUGUAGAUUUUCAAGUUCGAACAAUGGAUCUAAAGGACUCCACAGUUAUCUUACAGCUUUGGGAUACUGCAGGUCAAGAGAGGUAUCGAUCAAUGACAAAAGCUUAUUUCCGCAAAGCAGAUGGCGUCAUAGUGAUGUAUGAUGUCACUGUGGAAAACACCUUCACCAGUGUCCGUAACUGGAUGACCAGUGUUCAGGAGCAAGUUGAACCUGGUACUGUUAUCAUGUUACUUGGCAACAAGCUAGACAUGGCAGAAGAUGAUGCUCAUCGACCUGUUAAACAAAAAGAUGGCAGGCAUUUAGCAGAGGACUCAGAAAUGAUGUUUUAUGAAACAAGUGCUAAAUCUGGAGAAAAUAUUAAAGAAUCAAUGGAGGCUUUUACCGGUUUACUGUUAGAAAAAGAGGACAAGAAGCUUGAAGAAGGGCUUAAACUGACAGACAGCAAAGGCAAGAAAAGAUGUUGCAGCCGAUGCUGGUGAUCAAUUAUAAAAUAUUUCAAAAUAAACUGUGUGAAGUGAUAGUUCCUACGAUGGAAAUUGCUCAUGCUUGCCAAGAACCUGCAUACAUUUUUUCAGUUUUAUUACGUACCAUAUGAUUAUGUAUAGCUUGAGGGUGGCAGAUUAUUUCACUUUUUUCAUAUCAAGAAUUAAAUAUGUAAAAAUGAAUUUUACAGCUGGCUGUGAAUCUUUUUUGCAAACCUUAAAUUUUACCAACAUUUUUUGACAAAACACACUUAGUACAAUGUUGUGGUACUUGUUCAAUGCUACUUGAGACAAUUUUCUGGAACUUGUUCAAUGUCCUGCUACUUGGGACAAUGUUCUGGCACUUGUUCAGUGUUAUGCUAAAUGGAACAAUGUUGGAUCCAAGUUUUGAAAUGGUUUACAAAUUAGUAUAAAAAAUCCUUUUUUUGUUGUUGUCAUUAACAAGUUGAUAUUCUUAUAUUUUUGUAUAUUACAGUUAUUGGUAAAGAUAUCAACUUGUUAAGAGUUUUCCCAU